GCCAAACACUUAAUACCCAACAAAAUGAGAGACUUUUUCUGUACCAUAAACUUGGACCAAGAAGAAGUUUUUCGUACACAAGUAGUUGAAAAAUCUUUAAGUCCUUAUUUUGGAGAGGAGUUUUACUUUGAGAUUCCAAGAACAUUCCAGUGGUUGUCCUUCUACAUUUAUGAUAAAAGUGUUUUACAAAAGGACCUCCGUAUAGGAAAGGUGUCAAUCAAAAAAGAAGAUUUAUGCAACUACACAGGAAAAGAGAAUUGGUUUAUGCUUCAGCCUGUUGAUUCUAAUUCAGAGGUUCAGGGAAAAGUUCACCUUGAACUAAAACUGAACGAACUGAUAACAGACAAUGGAUCUGUGUGCCAGCAACUAGUAGUACACAUAAAGGAGUGCCAUGGGUUGCCGCUUAUAAAUGGACAGAAUUGUGAUCCUUAUGCAACAGUCUCUCUUGUGGGGCCCUCCAGGAAUGACCAAAAGAAGACCAAAGUUAAGAAGAAAACAAGCAAUCCGCAGUUUAAUGAAACAUUUUAUUUUGAGGUAACCAGGUCCAGCAGUUACACCAAAAAGUCCCAGUUUCAGGUGGAAGAAGAAGAUAUUGAGAAACUAGAAGUCAGGGUUGACCUGUGGAAUAAUGGGAAUCUGGUACAAGACAUCUUUCUAGGAGAAAUUAAAGUUCCUGUGAAGGUGUUAAGAAAUGAUUCCUUUCAAGCAUGGUACUUACUUCAGCCAAGAGAAAAUGGAAACAAGUCUUCUAAAACUGAUGAUUUGGGAUCACUUAGAUUAAAUAUCUGUUACACUGAAGACUGUGUACUUCCAUCUGAGUACUACACUUCUCUUAGGAACUUGCUGCUAAAAUCUUCAGAUGUUCAGCCUAUUUCUGCAUCUGCUGCCUACAUUCUGAGUGAAGUGUGUCGAGACAAGUAUGAUGCUGUGUUGCCUCUGGUACGGUUGUUGCUGCACCAUCAGAAGCUGGUUCCCUUUGUUGCAGCAGUGGCAGAACUAGAUCUGAAGGACACCCAAGAAGCAAACACAAUCUUCAGAGGCAACUCAUUAGCAACUCGGUGUGUAGAUGAAAUGAUGAAAAUAGUGGGGAAGCACUACCUAAAGGUCACUUUGAAACCUGUUAUUGAUGAGAUAUGUGAGUCUCCUAAACCCUGUGAAAUAGAUCCCAUCAAAUUAAAAGAAGGGGAUAACGUGGAAAUUAAUAUGGAAAAUCUUCGCUAUUAUGUGGACAAAGUGUUCCGUGAAAUAGUGCGCUCGAGUAUAAGUUGUCCUACCCUCAUGUGUGAUGUUUUUUAUUCUCUGAGGCAUCUGGCUGCCAAAAGAUUUCCAAAUGACCCUCAUGUACAGUAUUCUGCAGUGAGCAGCUUUGUGUUUCUUCGUUUCUUUGCUGUAGCCGUAGUCUCACCUCAUACUUUUCAUUUACGACCUCACCAUCCAGAUGCACAGACUUCUAGAACAUUAACUCUUAUAUCAAAAGCCAUCCAGACUUUGGGGAGCUGGGGAAGUUUGAACAAAACCAAACUUUCAAGUUUCAAGGAGACAUUUAUGUGUGAGUUUUUCAAAACAUUUCAAGAAGACACAUUUACUGAAUCUGUUAAAAAGUUCCUGGAUGAUGUUUCCUCUACUGAGAGUAAAGAGCCCAGUGGUGUAAGCGAGCCAGUACAUCUAAAAGAAGGAGAAAUGUACAAAAGAGCUCAGGGAAGGACUAGGAUUGGUAAAAAGAAUUUCAAGAAGCGAUGGUUCUGUCUAACAAGUAGAGAAUUCACAUAUCACAAACAGCAAGAUAAAGAACCAAUUUUCACUAUUCCAAUCAAAAACAUCCUUGCAGUGGAGAAACUUGAUGAGAGCUCCUUCAACAAGAAAAAUAUGUUUCAAGUACUUCAUGGGGAAAAGCCACUGUAUAUCCAAGCAAAUAACUGUGUAGAAGCCAGUGAGUGGAUAGAGGCUCUUUGUCGGGUAACAAGGUGCAACCAGAAGAGGCUGAGCUUUUACCACCCCUCUGCUUUCCUGAACGGGAACUGGCUGUGCUGCAAGGCCACGGCAGAGAGCACCGAGGGCUGUGCGCGCUGCACCGCAGAUGUUCCUGCUGAUACUCAAAUUGAGAUUGAUGGAGACAGAGAGACAGAAAGAAUUUACUCACUUUUCACUAUCAACAGGUCUAAACUACAGAAGUUGGAAGAGGCUUGUGGAAGUAUAGCAGUCUAUCAAGGUCCUCGGAAAGAGCCAGAUGAUUAUUCUAACUUCACCAUUGAAGAUUCUGUAGCCACUUUUCAUACACUCCAGCAGAUAAUAGAUAUAGUGGAAAAGCUGAAUGAAUCACAUGAAAAAUACCAGAAGAAGAGAUCAUCUAGUGCCAAAUAUGGUAGUGAAGAAAACCCCAUUGUUGGAAAAGUUUCCUAACCAAAACAAACUGGCCCACUUGGAUGAAAAAAGAAACUGGAAAUGUUCUAGAGUGUUUUGGUUUUUUGUUUGUUUUCUUUUUUUAAUUCAUUGUAUGCAUUUUUGCAAAGUAUUUAAGAAUGAACAUAAAUGCUAGUUGUGUUGACAAUCUAUUUAAUAUUUAAUAGAAAAAUACCUUCUUGAAAAUCUAGUCUUUAAGGUUUAUUCUCAUUUUGCUGGGGAACUUGACAUUCCAGGUUCUUGAAGUAAAAAAUGUGAAUAAAUCUGAAUGUUGUUUUGCCAUUGUUGUCUUAUUGGAAAGAACUUUCUAGACAAAUAAGCUUUUUUAUGGAAGAAAAUCCAUACUGCAUUUGUUGGUUGGAUUAAAUCUCAGUACAUACACUGCAAACUUACAUGAGUUUACCAUGAGUGCCUGCCCUGCUGAUACGGAUCUCAAAACAGAAAUCCCAAUAUCUUACGACGUGGAAAAGAUCUGAAGCUUCACACUCAAUACAUUUGACUUUUUUUUUCCUUGUAUUAGGUGUUGCCAAGACUUG
This is a messenger RNA of Ficedula albicollis (Collared flycatcher), 2936 nucleotides long. RefSeq names its product RAS p21 protein activator 2 (gene RASA2). The record is from RefSeq and is a predicted model, not a curated record. The transcript has 23 exons. Gene Ontology annotation, biological process: intracellular signal transduction; negative regulation of Ras protein signal transduction; regulation of GTPase activity. Bases 25 to 2400 code for a protein of 791 amino acids. Lineage: Eukaryota; Metazoa; Chordata; Aves; Passeriformes; Muscicapidae. Gene Ontology annotation, molecular function: phospholipid binding; GTPase activator activity.